AUGAACCUGGUGGACAUGCACUACUUUGACCAGGACCCAAAGAAAGGAUACAAGGAAAUAAGUAGUGUCAGACUUUUAGGAAGCAUCUCUGACCUCAUCAAUCCCCCAGGGUACAACUCUGACCUCAUCAAACCCCCAGGGUACAACUCUGACCUCAUCAAUCCCUCAGGGUACAACUCUGACCUCAUCAAUCCCCCAGGGUACAACUCUGACCUCAUCAAACCACCAGGGUACAGCUCUGACCUCAUCAAUCCCCCAGAGUACAACUCUGACCUCAUCAAUCCCCCAGAGUACAACUCUGACCUCAUCAAUCCCCCAGAGUACAGCUCCGACCUCAUCAAUCCCUCAGGGUACAACUCUGACCUCAUCAAUCCCCCAGAGUACAACUCUGACCUCAUCAAUCCCCCAGAGUACAGCUCCGACCUCAUCAAUCCCUCAGGGUACAACUCUGACCUCAUCAAUCCCCCAGAGUACAGCUCUGACCUCAUCAAUCCCCCAGAGUACAGCUCCGACCUCAUCAAUCCCUCAGGGUACAGCUCUGACCUCAUCAAUCCCCCAGGGUACAACUCUGACCUCAUCAAACCCCCAGGGUACAACUCUGACAUCAAUCCCUCAGGGUACAACUCUGACCUCAUCAAUCCCCCCAGAGGUACAACUCUGACCUCAUCAAUCCCCCCAGAGUACAACUCCGAACUCGUCAAUCCCUCAGGGUACAACUCUGACCUCAUCAAUCCCCCAGGGUACAACUCUGACCUCAUCAAACCACCAGGGUACAGCUCUGACCUCAUCAAACCCCCAGAGUACAACUCUGACCUCAUCAAUCCCCCAGAGUACAACUCUGACCUCAUCAAUCCCCCAGAGUACAACUCCGACCUCGUCAAUCCCCCAGGGUACAACUCUGACCUCAUCAAUCCCCCAGGGUACAACUCUGACCUCAUCAAUCCCCCAGGAUUGGCUAACGGAGAGGUAGGAGCCAAACAGACUGGUACCCAGGCUAACGGAGAGGUAGGAGACAAACAGACUGUUACCCAGGCUAACGGAGAGGUAGGAGACAAACAGACUGUUACCCAGGCUAACGGAGAGGCUAACGGAGAGGUAGGAGACAAACAGACUGGUACCCAGGCUAACGGAGAGGUAGGAGACAAACAGACUGUUACCCAGGCUAACGGAGAGGUAGGAGACAAACAGACUGUUACCCAGGCUAACGGAGAGGUAGGAGACAAACCGACUGGUACCCAGGCUAACGGAGAGGUAAGAGACAAACAGACUGUUACCCAGGCUAACGGAGAGGUAGGAGACAAACAGACUGUUACCCAGGCUAACGGAGAGGUAGGAGACAAACAGACUGGUACCCAGGCUAACGGAGAGGUAGGAGACAAACAGACUGGUACCCAGGCUAACGGAGAGGUAGGAGACAAACAGACUGUUACCCAGGCUAACGGAGAGGUAGGAGACAAACAGACCGGUACCCAGGCUAACGGAGAGGUAGGAGACAAACAGACUGGUACCCAGGCUAACGGAGAGGUAGGAGACAAACAGACUGUUACCCAGGCUAACGGAGAGGUAGGAGACAAACAGACUGGUACCCAGGCUAACGGAGAGGUAGGAGACAAACAGACUGUUACCCAGGCUAACGGAGAGGUAGGAGACAAACAGACUGCUAUCCAUUUUACAUCAGCUACACUGACAUCUCUCUCUCCCUCUUCCUCUCCCUCUCCCUCUCCCCUCCAGAUCCUGGCUAUCCUGUCUAUCCUGUUCAUAAUUCUCUCCACUAUCGCCUUGUCCCUCAACACCCUACCAGAGCUCCAGGUGCUAGAUGAGUUCGGCCAGGCCAACGACAACCCCCAGCUGGCCCAUGUGGAAGCCAUCUGCAUCGCGUGGUUUACCAUGGAGUACCUCCUCCGCUUCCUCUCUUCACCCGACAAGUGGAAGUUCUUCAAAGGUCCCCUGAACGUCAUUGACCUGCUGGCCAUCCUCCCUUAUUAUGUCACCAUCUUCCUGACGGAAUCCAACAAGAGUGUUCUACAGUUCCAGAACGUUCGGCGCGUGGUGCAGAUAUUCCGGAUCAUGAGAAUAUUGAGGAUUCUGAAGCUGGCCAGGCAUUCCACAGGGCUGCAGUCUCUAGGUUUCACCCUGAGGAGGAGUUACAACGAGCUGGGACUGCUCAUCCUCUUCCUGGCCAUGGGCAUUAUGAUCUUCUCCAGCCUCGUCUUCUUUGCCGAGAAGGACGAAGACGCCACCAAGUUCACCAGCAUCCCCGCCUCCUUCUGGUGGGCCACUAUCACUAUGACUACGGUGGGUUACGGUGACAUCUACCCUCAGACUCUGCUGGGUAAGAUAGUCGGGGGUCUCUGCUGUAUCGCCGGGGUGUUGGUCAUCGCUCUGCCCAUCCCCAUUAUAGUCAACAAUUUCUCUGAGUUCUACAAGGAGCAGAAGAGGCAGGAGAAGGCCAUAAAGAGGCGGGAGGCCCUGGAGAGGGCCAAGAGAAACGGUAGUAUCGUCUCCAUGAACCUGAAGGAUGCGUUCGCCCGGAGUAUGGAGCUGAUGGAUGUAGUGGUGGAGAAAGGAGGAGAGGACAAGCUCUGUGUGGGCCUGGGCAACCACCUGUCCCCCAGCCGCUGGGCCAGCACACCCAAGUGCGCCGCCUCUGACACCAGUCUUCAUUCCCUGGAUAAGACGUUCCCCGAAUCCAUCCUCCUGGGAUCCACCCACCGCAUCACCAUCACAACCAGCAGCAGCCCCCAGCGGCGGCACCUCGGUAGCCCUCAGUUCAGAGGCGGUAUCCCCGAAUUCAGAGGCGGUACCUCUCAGCUUCUUAACGCUCAGAACCUAGAGUGCAUGUACAACGAGAUGGCCAGGUCUCAGUCCUUCACCAACCUCAACACUUCCUGCUCCCUGAGCACCGUGAGCACCUCAACCGCCUUCACCGCUACGACAUCCCCGGAGUUGCAGCAGCACCCGGGGUCCCCUCCUGCGCCGACCCCGACCUUACAGAAAGUAGAACUGGAGAUGCAGGAAGUCCUGCGCUCUUCUUCGUCUUUGACGGAGCUGAAGGAAGGUGACGGAAUACAGAGCCCGCCGAGCGUGGAUAGCAUCGCCACCUGCAGGGACGAGUUUGGGGAGGGUUCUAGAAGGAAGUUCCCUCCGACUCUGGAUCCCCUCCCAGAGUCGAGUGUCGAUGACGUCCAAAGCCCACAAGAUGCCACCCUCCUCAAAGACAGGAUGUAUGGGUUUGUUCCCUAUGACCAAGAUGGUGCCACAAAGUCCACCAGAGACGACGCAGAGAGCUUCAACAGAACUGUUGAGAACAUCCGGAAUUCCCUGAGAGGCAGCAUCAACCCUGUCGUCAAGGGAACCAAAGGGUUAAAGGUCAUUUUCAUCGAGGGCCCCCCCACCGAAGCCCCCCCGACGCCACCCAGCACCACCUCACCCCAGGACAUCAGCUCCAGCCUCCUGGAGGAUGAGUCCCCUGAGGGGGAGACCACACCGCUCCUCCCCAGCACAGAGGCCCUCGACCUGGGCACAGAAGACGAGAUCUUCCCCCUGUCCCCUGAGAGGCUGAUGGUAGUGGUGGACACCCCGCCAGGGGACGAGGACACCCUGGACCAGAGUCUCGGGGGUCAAGGGUUGACCAACGAGGAGAAGAACCUGAUGGAGACCGCAGGAGCGGCAGGAGGGGCAUCGGCGGGGAACUGCACCCAGGGUGUGGUGGGGGGAGGGGCAAGUGGGGAGGGUAAGGUCGACAUCAACCAAAGUGGACACAAAGCAGAGAACCACAUUUUCACACCAGAGAUCCCCCUGAUGACCGGGGAAAGCAGUAUGUCCCCAACCUGUGAAACCAGCAUGUGA
Messenger RNA from Oncorhynchus mykiss (rainbow trout), 3849 nucleotides. Lineage: Eukaryota; Metazoa; Chordata; Actinopteri; Salmoniformes; Salmonidae. The record is from RefSeq and is a predicted model, not a curated record.